Messenger RNA from Paramormyrops kingsleyae, 5569 nucleotides. RefSeq names its product activating signal cointegrator 1 complex subunit 1 (gene ascc1). Gene Ontology annotation, cellular component: nucleus. The record is from RefSeq and is a predicted model, not a curated record. NCBI's taxonomy places the organism in Eukaryota, Metazoa, Chordata, Actinopteri, Osteoglossiformes, Mormyridae. Gene Ontology annotation, biological process: regulation of DNA-templated transcription; DNA alkylation repair. Gene Ontology annotation, molecular function: RNA binding.
UAAAGAUACGAACAAUAUGUUUUCGGGUAGAAAGACAAAAACAAUCUUGGAAAAACAACGACGCUGCAGUAAAGGAAAAUCGCUUUACGGCUCAUGCAGUGAAAAUAUUUGCGACAGGUUGCCGUAAAUGGCGUUAAAGCCUAAAUAGCUGAAAGUUUCGUCUGCUGAAGAUGUCAUUCAUUUGUAUUUCUGAAUAAAUCCACGUCGAUCGACUGGUUAGGGGUGCUGUGUAAGAACACUGCGUGAAAAAUGCGAAUAUUAGUGACAUGAGACGAACGUGGGAUGUAAGAUAGUAGCUGAAACUUUUUCACAGUAGAUAUCACGCCACGUCUUUCUCGUUCAUUUUAUGUGUAUUUAGUUAUCGCCUUUAAAAGAUCGGUGUAGAAAUAAGUACUUUCAUACGUUCGUUUUGAGCUGGUGCUACCAGGGUAUCUUCCGCUGUGUGAAAUUUCCAGGUGAAAAUGGAUGUGUUACGACCAACACUAAUAAAUAUCAAUGGAAGAAUUUACAGGAAAAAUGUAAUCAAAGAACACGUUUAUCAAGAGGAAGAUGAUGAUGAAUUUUCUUACACAGGAACAGACUCUGCGCAUUGUGCUGAUGAACCCUGCAACAUGGUCUCUGUGGAGGAAACUGAGAAGGGCUUUCGCUGUGCCAUGGACAUGCCCAGUGUCCUUUACAAGUAUAUUAUUGGGAAGAAGGGAGAAACGAGAAAGAGACUUGAAACGGAAACCAAGACCAGCAUCGCCAUUCCCAAGCAGGGGGUGGAGGGGCAGAUUGUGAUCACAGGGCAGCAGAGGUCGGCGGUGACGUCGGCGGUGACGCGUGUAGAGCUCCUGGUGGAGAGCUUCAGGACCAAGCAGCCUUUCACGCACUUCCUGUCCUUCGCUUUGAAUCACGCGCUAAUUCAGGAACACUUCCUGAAGUUUAAGGAUGAUGUUCUGGAGCGAUGCUCCAAGGACCAUGGCGUGGGUGACAGCAUCUUCCAGAACCCCGCCAAGCUCCACCUGACCGUGGGGACCCUCACUCUGCUCAGUGACACCGAGGUGGCCAGAGCUCGCCAGCUGCUCCAGCAGUGCCAGGACUUCAUCAGGGACAUCGCAGGAGGGAAGCCGAUUUCUCUCAUGGUGGAGGGGAUUGAAUACAUGAACGACGACCCCGCCAUGGUGGACGUCCUUUACGCUAAAGUUCGACCCAAGGACGGGUCUGACCGGUUGCAGGCGAUCGCUGACCGGCUGGUGGAGCACUUUGUGUCGGCGGGGUUGAUGGCGAAGCAGUGGGACAGAGUGAAGCUGCACGCCACUGUGAUGAACACGCUCUUCAGGAAGGACUCUUCAGCUGAAGACAAGGGUGACGCAAGGAGACCGAACGCGAAAGACCGGGAAUCGUUUGAUGCACGGAAUAUAUUGAGGAUGUUUGGCAGUUAUGGUUUUGGAGAGUUUGAUCUGAAUGCUGUCCAGAUUUCCCAGAGGUAUUCUACGGACAGCUCUGGUUUCUACAUGUCAGCUGGCAGCGUCACGUUCUCAUGAUGACCCUCUGCUCUCGACACCUGCUGGGGGAGAGGAAGCCAGAUCUGCGGAAAAACACAAACGCUCGAACCGCAUCCAGGCUACAGUAACGAACUCGCUCUUAAACGUGUCUGUGAAACAGAGCGAAUAUAUUCUUCUGUUUAUGAUUCUGCUAAUUGCAGCAGUUGUAAACAACCUGCUUUGUCUGUGGAUAAGGCUUAGCCAUCGUGUUUAUGUUUUCUGAGGGGGCUGAUUUUUGUUUUGGUUAUUUAUGCACGCAGGAUCUUUGUCAGUCCAGCAGAUGUCACUGUAGAGUGCAGUCUUUUGUAGGCUGAGAAAGGUCCCAGAGCUGCAUAUAAAAUCUGAAUUAAUAAAGCAAAUUAUAAAUAUUGAAAUGAAUUAAACUAGUGACAUUUAAAGAUUUAGGCUUAAAUAUGUUUUUAUGGAACACUUGAUGAUUUUAAUUUGUGAACAAUUCUAAUUAAAUCUCUGGGCUGCCCUGGGAACACCUUAGGGUUCCCCCGGAGGAGCUGGAGGGGGUGACUGGGGAGAGGGAGGUCUGGGCAUCCCUGCUUAGGCUGCUGCCCCCACGACCCGACCCCAGACAAGCGGCAGAUGGAUGGAUGGAUGGAUGCUAUGUACAAUUUUCAAGAGAGGAAUCUUGAGAAGUGAAUAUUAAGGCACUGCAUAAUCUUGUGAGUAAUACAGUGUACCUCAGACUGACCCCCCUUUUACCCUUGCCCCAGGAUGAGUGGUUAAAAGAUGAUGGAACUUUAUCAUCCACAAAUGCGGCUCUUUUAGGGUACAACUAAAGAUGAAAUGAAAAACUCUGGAUAGAUUUACUCACCCAUCGGUAGGUAAGGCAUUAUCAAAGACUGCAGUAUUUUACAUAAAUAUUUUGAAAUGAAUCCCCUCCGUGAAUUGCCGGCUAAUUAUGGUGGAGGGGAUGCAUACCUCUGUGAUCCUAAGAGCCAUGUUGUCGGCGGCAAACUCCCAUGAAGGAAAAUAAAACGAUGGACCAUGUUACCCUACCCGAUUGGGGAGAUAGGGGCCUCACUCUGGAGCCAUUCCUGGAGAGGGAGCUCAAAGGCAAGCACAUGGUGGUCAGACCCUCCCCCAUGGGGCUUGGCCGAACAUAGCCCAAAGGGGCAACCUGGGUUAGUCCUCCUGUGGGCCACCUUAGGGGUCGGGCGGAAUGUAGAUUGGGUGGCAUUCGAAGUCAGGGGCCUUGACGGACUGAUCGUUGGCUACCAAAACUGGCCCUCCGUGCUUGAAAUGACUUUCGUAUCACUAAACUCACAUUCUAGUUGCAAAUUGCCCAUAGGUGUGAAUGGUGUGUGUGCCCUGUGUUGGGUUGAUGGGUUAUUGGGGGAAAUUCUUUAGUUCGCACCCGUACCUUCCGGGAUACGCUCUGGACCCCCUGUUACCCCGCAUAGGACAACCGCGUAUACAAAAUGUAACCUGUUGGGCCCAUUUGUUAAUCCAUCUCUCCAUAUAAUGGAGGAUUUAUGUAUAAUCUCCCUAUUUUGAACGAAGAAAAAAGCUGUAGCCCCAACCAUCAAACUCUGACACUGAUUCAAGAACUUUAGGUGUUCCUUCAAUGCUUCUGAGCGAGAACUAUUAGGAUGGGACGCUGAUAUGAUCCGAUAUGCCCAUCAGGGAGAACUAAAGCGGAGUCCUGUUGUUUAUAAGUGCAAUUAGACGCGUGUCUAAUUUAUUACCCAUGAUCGGCUCUCUGAGAUGUUUUCUCGCUGCUUCAUUUUUUGUGUGAUUGAAGGUUUCUCCCUGCCAGACAGAAUCCUGCGCAGGUAAACAUCAAGCGCUCCGGGGAGAGGGACUUGUAGGCGUUUGUGUGGGAGUGGACAGAUUUGGAAAUGAGCAAAUUCUGGUAAUAAUCUAAUUUCCCGCGAUAAAUUUCCAUGAGGAGUUGACUUAGGGCCUAACAGAAAAGGUGGAGAGGAAUUAUUCGCUCUGCUGUUUCGAAAUAGACAGAGGAGGGCUCUGCUUCAGCAAGACAAGUAUGGGUGAGGAGGUCAACGGCGGACUGUGAAGAUGACACUUCCGUCCGUGCCGGCAGAUAGGGCAGCGUGGUAUUUUUCUGAGGUCUGGGUGGUUGAGCUGAUGAGUGUCUGGACAGGGGCCUGAAUGGAUGUACUCGCCAUCCAGCAGUGCCCGGCCGAUCGAAACCCAGCUACAGGAUCAAUAUUCACCUGCCGUGGUGGGGAGAGAAUGUGUCUCCGUUCACGGAAGUGCCCUAAGUCACAGUGCAAAUCCACCCUCAAUCUACCGUUUAUGCUGCUACGUUAUUAAUUACCAUUGUCUAUUGUAUGCUUCUUGGACUUCAGUCCCCUUGCUUCUCACUACCCUAUGAUGCGGAUCCCUUCUCACAUCACUUGCUGUUUGUAUGUCGCUACAGUGGUCCUGCGGAAAUGUUAUUUUGUGCCACUGUACACAUUUAUACAAAUGGUAUGACAGUCAAGUCCACUCGACUAUGAUUAUUUCAACGGUACGUUAAAUGAUUACAAAUUUGCAUUUAUUUAUUUAGUAGAUAAUGUGAAGUAUUGUAGAAUUCAGAAAACAACGUCAGCCAAUCCUUGCAGAUGUAAGACCCCAGCAGUGAAGUUACUCUGCUAGCCACAGGACGCGUAUGUAGUGUGGUGCCGCUAGACUGGUCUCCUACCUGAGCAGUCAUCAGUCUAUUGUUUAAAAAUCCAGGAACUUAUUUUGUUGAUUUGCUUUUUUUUAAAGCUCUUAACUGUCUAUAAUUGGUGUAACAUUUCACUUUGAACUCAAUCAACUGGUCAAAUCGUCGGCUUAAGAAAACGGACGCAAGCCUUCAGUGUGAUUUAGCCUGAUCCAUCUGACACCCCGAAAGGGUUAACUUGAAAGAGACUGUGGGCAGCCUGCCCCAAGAAAGGAGAGCAGAACAGUGCAAGCAGAAGCUGUCAAUCAGAUUUAUGAGUGAAUUCAGGUGCCAGCUUCUCUGCUUUUUGGAGAUAGCCGGGGUGUUGGGUGAUUGGCACGGGAACAUCUCAUCCCUCGCAUCUCAUCAAGUUUGUAUCUUAACCGUAGUUGUACAGCAUCAUGUAGAGUAAGAUGUCCUGUCUCGGAAGGGUCAGAAAUUACAGGCUGGAGCCACUUGGGACAUAGUUGAGGAGGACGAUGAUGAGACUGGUUAGUAGUAAUGGCCAAAUGAAGCUUCAUGAACCAUUUGCUGUAUUUUUUAACCCCACUAGAUGGUGCUCUUGGUAUACUUUGGGGCAUGAUUUGAGCUCUUAUGAAGAGAGAGCACCAUCUAAUGGGGUCAGAAAGUACCACAAAUGGUUCCUGAAACUUCAUUAGGCCAUGACUACUGGUUAGCACCAAUAGCAUCCAAAAACAAGUUCUGACUAUAUACAGGUAACGCUGGUAAAGCUGGUGCCCCAAUGGGUAGCCUCAUAUUUCCAGGACUGGGGGCUUGAAUCCCAGCCCUGGUUGUGUGUGUUUGUUCUCCCUCUGUGUAGGAUUCCUCCCUGUACUGAACAGACAGUUAUGAAAAAGGGUGUGGAUGUUACUGUGAUGUGAUUUUUUUAAUCUGAGAAUACAAAUACACAUAUUUUUCUUAUAAAUGGCAUAAAUGUCUAUAUUUAAAUCCAUGCGCUACAGCAGAUCUUUUUCCACUGAACACGGAGUGUCCUCAUUCCUCCCCACCCCAGAGAAAGAGGCGAUUGCCCACGGCUUAUUAAAAGCCCCAAACGUCAGUUACUUCCCCCAUGCCGGAGGUCCCCAUCUCCUUCAUUGGUAAUUGUUGUUCCGACGCUGUUCCGUCACGCUCCCAAUUUGGCGGUGGCUCCGUGACGCUCGGCUGUCUUGUGUUCUGUUUUUCUCCAGCCCAGCUAAUUUGACAGGAUGCGUACCGUGUCGCUGCAUUUCCAGUCUGACCCUUUUUUUGACUUAAUUAGCCAACUCUGUGGUCUCUGGAGUGAAGCUCUAGUUGCAGUUUUUUUUAUUAUUAUUAUUAUUUUUAAUCUUUUAAUGUACUUUAAGCAUCCCUUUCUGUAAAUUUGAUAAAUGAGUCUUGUGUA